Aphanomyces astaci is the source of this 384-nucleotide messenger RNA. RefSeq lists its product as hypothetical. The record is from RefSeq and is a predicted model, not a curated record. Bases 1 to 384 code for a protein of 127 amino acids. NCBI's taxonomy places the organism in Eukaryota, Oomycota, Saprolegniomycetes, Saprolegniales, Verrucalvaceae. The transcript has 2 exons.
AUGGGGGCGGCCGUGUACCCCAAGUGUCGGCCAAACUCUAAUCCCUCGGGCUGCGGCCUCUUUCGCCCUAGCCCUUCCAACUGCGGGGCCCUUUACAUUGGGCAACGGGGGCAUGGGGCCGCCAAUAAGACCCUGGAGUACGAGAAAGCCAUCAAAGACCAAGUGUCGGUGGGGCAGCUUGUCGUCAACAUCGGCACGGCAAUUUCCGUGAGUUCGGUCAAGUGCUCCAACUUCGCGAGCGCGUGGGCAGUCAUACAAGCCACACCGGUGGUCGUCAAAGAGACCCCCGACGGCUACAAGUCGGCAAAAUGGGCUACCAAGUCAUCGACCAAAGACUACCCUUCCAUCUACUCCACCCUGCUACAAAGUUGUAACCUAACCUGA